AUGUAUCAAAAUAUUGAAAAUAUAACAAGAGAUAUUGUACGUAUAAAUCAAACUCUUUUAUUAGCAAAGCACGCAAGGUAUCGGCGAUGGCCAAGAAGUAUUAUACAUUUCAUUGCUUUAUACUUCAACAAUUGUUGCAUUCAUGGGUUCCGAUAUCUUGUCAAAGCAAUGCUUGUUGUCUUUGAAAAAUUCCUGUGGCUUGUCUUGUUGUUUGUCUCAAUAUAUUUCUGUAUUGUUGUCUGCUUAUCAUCUAUUGAUCGUUACUAUACGAAAAGCACACAUAUCGGAUUGGAGCGGAACUAUUACUUUUGGAAUACCACGUUACCAAGUGUAACAAUAUGUCCAAUGCAUCGCCUAGAUAGCGCCUUGUUUGCUGAUUAUUGUCGGAAAAAUGGCAUUAAGGGAACACAAAAAACUGUUUUCUGGGACUUCCUAGAGAACUUGGCCAAUUCUACUUACAUUAAUUUUCAAAACAUUCCCGAGAGCGAUCAGAUCGAUCAAAUAAUUAAGGACAUAGGCCUAAAGCCGGAACACUACAUGGAUGUUAUCUACAAUCUUACCUUUGACUCAACCUACGAUCCAUUUGAACAAAACCGCACCCGCUGUGUUGAUGGUCAGACUUACAUUCAUGUCCGACAGGUUCUCACUGAGUACGGAUUAUGCUACCUGGGAAAUACUAGGCUAGGCUUAAUGUAUAGUUCCCGGUAUUUAAUAUUCGGAAAGUAUCCCGAGUUUAACAAAUACGAGCACCAACGUAAGUUACUCCCCCAUGUGGAGGGAUCCUUUUUUGUACCGGACGUUGAAUAUACGGUAGUGGGCUUUACUAGCCCUGCCAUAGAUAGUUACAUUCAUUCUGCAUAUGAAGUAAUGAAGGUGGACGCCAAUUUUGGUUAUACAAGUGAUGGAAUGGUAUUCGAUCCUUACCUUGAAGAGAUUACUGCUGAGGAUAACCUAGAAAGGCAUACCACAGUGUCAAUGAGAAAAUGUCGCUUUCACCACGAAUCAAAUUUGACCCAUUUUCCAUUCUAUACUAGAAAUGUUUGCAUGCAAGAGUGCCGUCUCAAUUUGGCAUAUAAAUUGUGCAAAUGUAUUCCCCAUUUCUAUCCUAAUCGCAUCACAAACCCUAAAAAGGUGUGCGAUUACAAAACUUUAAGAUCGUGCUUUCCUCGUUAUACCAGUAAUUUUCUUCAACUCUACGAGAAAAACGGAAGUGAUAAGAAGACCCGUGUUUGUUAUUGUGAACAGAACUGCAUUGAUUCAGUAGUUACAAUGAGGACCGCCCUUCCACUGUUAGACUCAAAAGAAUUACUUCAAAGUAUUGGAUGCAAAGUAUCCGUCAAAAGAUGGCCACAGAAUCGACUAAAGCGACAAGUUAUAUUUUCACUGACCGAUCUAUUAGUUUCAAUCGGGGGAACGGCAGGACUAUUUCUUGGAUUCAGUGUUUUGGGAUUGGUUGAAGUUUUAUACUUCUUUACAAUUAGGUUAAUCUGGCAAUCAUUGGGUUACACCCUCUAA
Drosophila rhopaloa is the source of this 1515-nucleotide messenger RNA. RefSeq names its product acid-sensing ion channel 5. Bases 1 to 1515 code for a protein of 504 amino acids. The transcript is spliced from 12 exons. The record is from RefSeq and is a predicted model, not a curated record. Gene Ontology annotation, cellular component: membrane. NCBI's taxonomy places the organism in Eukaryota, Metazoa, Arthropoda, Insecta, Diptera, Drosophilidae. Gene Ontology annotation, molecular function: ligand-gated sodium channel activity. Gene Ontology annotation, biological process: sodium ion transmembrane transport.